AUCAUCGCCAUCAUGAGUGUCCGAAGGGUUCGGGGGUCUUUUCGGGGCUCACUACGACGAUAUGGAAGUGUGGAGGCCAAUAAAAAAACUCAUAAGCAUUUUCAGUGGAUUUUCAGAAAUGGAGAAUGGCGGAUUGGUUAUGAAGACGGCGAUGAAGUGACAUUGAUGUAUGCUAAGUAUGAGAGACUUCCAAUGAAAGACUUUGGGGCUGAAGUGCGCGCAUCUAUGGACGUCGACCAGUUUUUAAACCAAGCUGUGCUCUUGCUGGAUGUUCAAGAGACCUCGUUGGAAGGAGUUGUUGACAGGAUGUUACAGAAGGUCCUGGAUACCAAGGAACCAACGCUUUGCAUGUCGGAAGCCAAGGCUGGUCUUUUUACUCACGACUCUAUGCAUAUGCUGACCAGGACGAUCCAAGGAACUUAUAUAAGCGAAGGUGGAGGGUUUGACUACGAUCAGUCUUGGAUUUGCGCAAUGUGUAGCCUUCCAUCGCUACAAAGAAGGCAUGUGGCUAUCGCCAGAUUGAAGACUCCCGCCAACAUGGGUCGUACAUCUCACGAGGUCCGAUUCUUCAUUUUGGUUCUGACACCCAGCAAAGAGGUAAGGCCAAAGAAUUUAAACUCUAACCAUAUGUUAUUAGUGCUAUGUUACAAAUUUCGAAGCCUUGCCUCCAGUCGCAAGUGUUGGUUUGCUAAAGGAUUAUGGGAUGAUAUGCACAGAAGAGCUUCUCAUUAUCUCAGUGAUUUUACUGAUGGAGUGAGAGGCCAUAAGACAAUCCAUAAGACAGUGUCAACAACAUUCUUCUUGUACUUUGCUUGCCUUCUUCCUACAAUUGCUUUUGGAGCUCUUAACGAUAACAAUACCAACGGAAAGAUAGAUGUCAGGAAAAGUAUUAUUGGUCAGACAAUUGGUGGUUUGUUGUUUGCUCUCCUUGGUGGUCAGCCAUUGGUUAUCAUAAUGACCACAGCACCUCUGGCGUUAUACAUUAAAGUCAUAUACAGUAUAUGUGAAGAUUUUAACUUAAAUUUCUACGCCAUGUACGCCUGUGUGGGUCUGUGGAAUACCUUAUUUCUGGUGAUAUACGCUCUAUGCGAUGCGAGUAGGCUUAUGAGAUUUUCUACAAGAUCAACGGAAGAAAUAUUUUCCUUGUUCAUAAGUAUCGCUUUCUGCGUUGAUGCUGGAAGAGAUGCGCAUAAAAACUUCCAGAAAUAUUACCACUCAUCAGAAUGCACAGAACAAGUUUCCGUUUCUCAACUUUCUGAUUGGCUGGGCAACUCCACCAAUAACAGUUCUCAGUCACAGAUUGGCAUUCCGGACUGUAAGCGGGAAAAUAGUCUACUGUUCCUGUUACUGAUGUUUGGAACAGUGUGGCUUGCAGUGUCUCUCUAUAACUUCAAUAAAACGCCAUAUCUACAAGCAAGUAAACGGGAAAUGUUAGCAGACUAUGCUUUACCGGUAGCCGUAAUCACGUUAAGCUUCAUCGGCUCAUUCGUCUUUCAGGAUAUCCGAACUGAACAUUUCCACUACAACACUGACAUCAGUUUUACCAGGGGUCGCGUCGAGGAGCUUCCGUGGACGGCCGCUGUUGCAGCGAUGGGAUUGGGAUUUGCACUGUCUCUACUGUUUUUUAUGGAUCAAAAUAUCUCUGCCGCUAUGGUGAACAACCCUUGCAAUAAAUUAAAGAAGGGACCGGGCUACCAUCUGGACCUAUUCGUUGUGGGAAUAUUGAAUGGUUUUCUCUCUUUGUUCGGUCUUCCAUGGAUGCAUGGCGUUCUACCGCACUCUCCGCUUCACGUUCGUAGUCUUGCAGAUGUCGAGGAACGUGUAGAACAAGGACACAUCUACGAAAUAAUUGUCAAGGUCCGAGAAACAAGGGUGACAGGUAUUGUAUCUCACAUCCUCAUAGGUCUAUCGAUAUUACUCCUACCUUACCCCCUAGGCUACAUCCCUAUUGCUGUUCUCAAUGGGCUUUUUCUCUACAUGGCUGUAACAUCCCUAAAUGGAAACCAGAUGUUUGAAAGGAUUACACUUCUUUUUAUGGAACAGACUGCAUAUCCACCCAAUCAUUACAUCAGACGUUGCCCACAACGAAAGAUUCACGUAUUCACUUUGUGCCAAGUGAUUCAGUUGGCUGCCAUGUGUUUCUUUGGUUUCUCGCCCUGGUCCUAUGUAAAGAUGGUGUUUCCUGUUAUCAUCCUUCUCCUUUUACCCAUUAGACGUAAGGUGAUACCUUACCUUAUCCAGGAAAAGUUUUUGGAAGCAUUGGAUGGCGAGCAUCAGUAACUUCAAGAAAGCACUGCAAUAAUUCAAGACUGACAAGAACCACUACCCGUGGUUGGAAUGCAGUGAUCUGGUGUACUGCGUUCAGCACUCAUUCCACGAAACUUUCCUGCUCAAUCAUGAAAGAAACAUGCGUCCUAAAGGUUGUACAUAGAAAUCUGUACAGACGAAAAAUAAACUAAAACACAUCGAAAGGCCCUAUGGUUAUUCUGUGUUUAUUUUGUUUCAUCCAAUUCGUCAGUUUCAGGCUAGUGACUUUGUAAUUUGCAAUAAAAAAACGAAAGGCGUAUAACAAUUAUUUUAAUGUGUAUACUAUAUGCAUAUGGAAUAUUACAAUACAGGUAAGUGACAAUUCUUUACUAUUAUUACCAGCUAUUAAUAUUAACCAUGAGUUUAGCCUUUUUAUUUUUCAGGUGAUUAUACUUGAACAUCAUUAAGAGGGUUUCCAAAUUAACUUUUAUUUGAGACAUGCUUUAACUUAAAUUUAUAUUAUAAUCACUAGGUAGUGCCACCUGCUCUUAUCAUAACAUUAUAUAGUUGGAGAAGAUACUAUGUCUCAAAAAGAAUCACUGAUAGUGGUCACAAUUAAUACCAACCAUGUCACACGUAUACAUACAUUUACAUAUACUAAAGAAAGCAGUUCAUGUAAAUCGCCCAGGUUUUACUUAAAGCCGACUUCACUCUAAAUAUGUGCAAGUGAAUAAUAUAAUUAGGAACAAUUAUAAAAUUCAUCUCAUUUCUGUAAAUGUAGUCGUUAAGUGGCUAUACUUGUUCGAGGGAACUCAACUGUUUUAUGUGUCCUUUUACUGUUCUCAGUGCUUGAAUGUUAACUAUUUUCUCUAAGACUAGCUGUAUAUAUUACUAACAUUUAAUUUGUAGCCUUUAUUGUAGCUUUUACUGAUUAGAAUGUUCGAAAUAAUAGACAAACGUUGACUUGUUGAUGGCUGAGAAGUUUUGUUUUUAAUGGUUUGAAAUUUGAUAAUUUCGUUCAUGAUGAUAGGUGCUGUAAUUGAAAUUUAUAUCUAUAAAAACAGAUUGCACUUAUGCAACUUUUUUACUAUUCAAAUUUAGAGCUUUAUGGUUUAGUUGGAAUGGAAGAAGAGCUACCAAUUUUGUUUUGAGAUAUGUUGUUUUUGUUUGAAAACAACACGAAUUCUAGUUAAUAAAUAACCUUUGUUGCCCAAGUAUGCGACUAUUCCUUAAAGUGCUUAAUGAGAAAAAGGUAAGAAUGAAAAUUAAACUUAGCAAGAAAAAAGUUAUAUUUAAACUCAGGAAAUAAUAUCAUCGUGUUCCAAAUAGAAAAAUCUUGUCAUAUGAAAUGAGAUUGAUAUACGUAAUGACUUGAUUAAAAAAAAUAUUUAAAUAUACACACAUAUUAAUAUGAUAAUAAAGUAGUCAUUAACUGGCUGCUAAAUACAGCUUAUUCCGUUGUUGGUUUUAAAAAUCUUGACCUGGUAUUAGACACUGUUACUAUUAAAUCGAUUUAGCCGUGAAGCUCACUGGCUAGGACAAACAAAAAUACAUAUUUUAAAGUAUUAUCUAUACAUCCAAAAGUUAACAAGAAUAUAGGAAGAAUAGUUCUUUCAAAGUUUCAAGGGAUUAUAAAUAUAAAUAUAUAAAUCAUGUAAUCUAAAAACACAAAUCAGCUGAUGAGCACCGAAACCAAAAGCCUUUCAAUAUUUUUGAAAUAUGCUAAGCGAAUGUGCCAAAAAACAACAACAAAAAACCCAACAAGAAUACAGUUCCCGAUUUCUAUUUUAUUUGGGGUGUAGGUACAAAUUUCGUUGUAUGUAUUAUUUUUACUUGCCUGGCUAGUGUUUAGUUCUGAAUAUUGACACGUACAGAGCUUUGAUAUCUAGAUGUACAGUUGUACAGUCUUAGUUAGAAGCUUGGCACAGGUAUAGAUAGAGAGUAUCGUGAUCUAAGUAAAUAUUAUAUUCUAUACUGUGAUCUAAAUGUAGCCUAUUAUACCAUUUCCUGCUAAGAAGAUAGGUUAAGAUGUAUGUAUAAUUACGUAUUACGUAUUACUUGUAGAUAUAUCUGUAUAGCCUGAAAACUGGAUUCAUGUGCGUUUUUAUUCUGAUUGUUAUCAGCCACUUGUUUAUGUAAAAUGAUGUUAUGGAAAGAUAUGUUGCAUUUUGACGUAGUCAAUACGCAAAACAACAAAAUCAAUAAAGAUUAUUAUUAUUAUGCUUACACACGUACAUAUGUAUAUAUAUAUAUAUAUGUGGAGGAGAAAAAAAUGUUUUCUGUCUGUUAUAUGAAUGUUAUUACAUAGGUACCUUUGGAUUAACUGCUUAUAUAGAUUUAUUCAAUAUGUUCCAUACAUAUAUAUAUAUACAUAUAUAUAAACACAUACCAACAUAUAUAUACAUAUAUACGUGUGUGUUAUUCUAGAUACGUGGUUGCUGUUCAAAUGUGUCUGCAGUAAAGCAAGUCUGAAAGAACAGGUAGCGUCCUAUGUGACCUGUAUAAACUGUGUAUAUGAUAAAAAAAAAGCUUACGGGUGUUAUUUUAAAGUAGUACAAAAUAAUAUUUAGCAGUUGUUACUAAGUAGCUAAAAGCCAGUCCCAUUCAUUAUAUGGGUUGUUAUGUAUGGUUUGGAAAAUAGUAUUGUGCCUCGUCUCUAUGUCAUUGUAUUAUCUACAAUAUAGAGGCGAAUCACGCACAGUCAUUGUGAAAAAAGGAAAUAAAAA
Limulus polyphemus (Atlantic horseshoe crab) is the source of this 4973-nucleotide messenger RNA. RefSeq names its product sodium bicarbonate transporter-like protein 11. The record is from RefSeq and is a predicted model, not a curated record. The transcript is spliced from 19 exons. Gene Ontology annotation, molecular function: solute:inorganic anion antiporter activity. Gene Ontology annotation, biological process: monoatomic ion homeostasis; monoatomic anion transport; transmembrane transport. The annotation marks the transcript as partial. Lineage: Eukaryota; Metazoa; Arthropoda; Merostomata; Xiphosura; Limulidae. Gene Ontology annotation, cellular component: basolateral plasma membrane; plasma membrane.